Molecule: messenger RNA, 2180 nt
Organism: Chlorocebus sabaeus (green monkey)
Lineage: Eukaryota; Metazoa; Chordata; Mammalia; Primates; Cercopithecidae
Gene: ANXA8L1
Product: annexin A8-like 1
Biological process (GO): negative regulation of serine-type endopeptidase activity; endosome organization; endosomal transport
Cellular component (GO): nucleus; cytoplasm; plasma membrane
Molecular function (GO): calcium-dependent phospholipid binding; calcium ion binding; phosphatidylserine binding
Source: RefSeq, a predicted model, not a curated record
UAACAGCCACAGCCCAAAUAUCUGACAGUGAGUUGCAUAAUUCCCGAGAGCAGGCCUGGACAGUGUCUGGGUGGGGCCUGGGAGCCACAGGAGACGCCCAAAGCCAGGCAGAGCCUGGGGGCGAGGGGGCGACUGGCAGGUGUGGCGCUGGGUGUGGCCCAGGGCGGGCUUGCACCCCCACACCCAAGGCAGCGGCCGGCUCAUUCCUCGGCUGCAGGAGCCAGACGUGUGGAGUCCCAGUGGAGGCCGACCUGUGUCUCUUCAUCUCCCUGGGAAAGGUGCUCCCGAGGUGAACGAGAUGGCCUGGUGGAAAGCCUGGAUUGAACAGGAGGGUGUCACAGUGAAGAGCAGCUCCCACUUCAACCCAGACCCUGAUGCAGAGACCCUCUACAAAGCCAUGAAGGGGAUCGGGACCAACGAGCAGGCUAUCAUCGAUGUGCUCACCAAGAGAAGCAACGCGCAGCGGCAGCAGAUCGCCAAGUCCUUCAAGGCUCAGUUUGGCAAGGACCUCACUGAGACCUUGAAGUCGGAGCUGAGCGGCAAGUUCGAGAGGCUCAUUGUGGCCCUUAUGUACCUGCCAUACAGAUACGAAGCCAAAGAGCUGCAUGACGCCGUGAAGGGCUUAGGAACCAAGGAGGGCGUCAUCAUUGAGAUCCUGGCCUCUCGGACCAAGAACCAGCUGCAGGAGAUCAUGAAGGCAUAUGAGAAAGACUACGGGUCCAGCCUGGAGGAGGACAUCCAAGCAGACACAAGUGGCUACCUGGAGAGGAUCCUGGUGUGCCUCCUGCAGGGCAGCAGGGAUGAUGUGAGCAGCUUUGUGGACCCGGGACUGGCCCUCCAAGACGCACAGGAUCUGUAUGCGGCAGGCGAGAAGAUCCGUGGGACUGAUGAGAUGAAAUUCAUCACCAUCCUGUGCACGCGCAGUGCCACUCACCUGCUGAGAGUGUUUGAAGAGUAUGAGAAAAUUGCCAACAAGAGCAUUGACGACAGCAUCAAGAGUGAGACCCACGGCUCGCUGGAGGAGGCCAUGCUCACUGUGGUGAAAUGCACCCGAAACCUCCACAGCUACUUUGCAGAGAGACUCUACUAUGCCAUGAAGGGAGCAGGGACACGCGAUGGGACUCUGAUAAGAAACAUCGUUUCAAGGAGUGAGAUUGACUUAAAUCUUAUCAAGUGUCACUUCAAGAAGAUGUACGGCAAGACCCUCAGCAACAUGAUCAUGGAAGACACCAGCGGUGACUACAAGAACGCCCUGCUGAGCCUGGUGGGCAGCGACCCCUGAGGCACAGAAGAACAAGGGCAAAGGCCAUGAAGCCAGAGUCUCCAGGCCUCCUCACUCAACCUCAGCCAUGGACACAGUCUCCAAGCCUCCUCACUCAACCUCAGCCAUGGACGCAGGUUGGGUGUGGAGGAGGGGGAGUCCCAGCCUUUUAGUGUUCUAUUUCCCUAUUUCCAGUGCUUUCCAGCCGGGUUUCUGACCCAGAGGGUGGAACCAACCUGGGCUCCUCUUCCCAACUUCCUCCACGUCAUUUCCCAGUGUGAGCACAAUGCCAACCUUAGCGUUUCUCCAGCCAGACGGAUGCCUCGGCAUGAAGGGGCUGGGGGCUUGUGGGUCAUUCCUUCCUCCCUGCAGGAGCUUCCCAAGCUGGUCACAGAGUCUCCUGGGCACAGGUUAUACAGACCUCGGCCCCAUUCCCAUCUACUGAGACAGGGUCUCCACAAGAGGGGCCAGGGAAUAUGGGUUUUUAACAAGUGUCUUACUGAUAUGCUUCUCUAUCAGGCAGCCAGAAAGCUGGCUGGAGCCCCUUUGUUUUAGAACACACAUCCUUCAGCAGCUGAGAAACGAACACGUAUCCAUCCCAACCAAGAAGCCAUUAACAUUCAUCUAAAAAUGUUAGGCUCUAAAUGGAUGAAAAAUUCUCUUACCACCUUAAUAACAAAACAAACGACAAAUUCCUGACCUAAGGACACUGUGUUCUAAGCGGCGUGGGUUCCCCUGGUGGCUGACCAGGUCAGCUGCCCUGGCCUCGCACUCCUCUGCAUGUAGCACAGAAGGGCGUGACCAUGCCCUCAGCACCACUCUUGUCCCCACUGAAUGGCAACUGAGACUGGGUACCUGGAGAUUCUGAAGUGCCUUUGCUGUGGUUUUCAAAAUAAUAAAGAUUUGUAUUCAACUCAAA